Messenger RNA from Nymphaea colorata (pocket water lily), 2251 nucleotides. Its product is annotated as cytochrome P450 94B3-like. Gene Ontology annotation, molecular function: iron ion binding; heme binding; oxidoreductase activity, acting on paired donors, with incorporation or reduction of molecular oxygen. The transcript has a single exon. NCBI's taxonomy places the organism in Eukaryota, Viridiplantae, Streptophyta, Magnoliopsida, Nymphaeales, Nymphaeaceae. The record is from RefSeq and is a predicted model, not a curated record. The coding region runs from base 688 to 2187 and encodes 499 amino acids.
UCCCGGAAACUGCCGCCGUCAGUAGACCAGAGGGAGUGCUGGCAGUUCUCGGCGGGUUUGGAUGGGUGUGGGAAAUAUUGCACCGCACGCUUCACCUCCGAUACCAUGUGGUUCUUAAUAUCCUCCAUGUCGGCCAUCCUCUCUCUCUCUUUCUCUCUCUCGCUUGUAUAAAUAUAAUCCUGCUCCCCAGCCACUCGCCUCAUCUCUUGCUUCUGCAUCAUAUCAGACCUGUAUCACUACCACCAUCCGCAGAGAGAGAGAGAGCGGCGGAAGAAAGAGAGACCAUUCCCUUGAGUUGCAGGACUACCAUCAUCAAGAGCGAGAGAGAAAGUCCAUUCCCCUGAAUUGCAGGACUACCAUCAUCCAGCGAAAGAGAUAGAGGGGCCAUUCCCUUCGAGUUUCAGUACUACCAUCAUUCAGAGAAAGAGGGAGAGAGAAGCCAUUCCUUGAGUUGCAGUACUACCAUCACCCAGCUAGAGAGAGUGAGUGAGAAAGGGGUUCAAGUGCAUUAUAUUGCCACCACAACACUUGCCUUCUCUAUUGUAACACUUCUACUUUGAAGCGAAAUCGCUGUCAUCCAGGCAGCCUUUUUUUUUUUUUUAUUUCUGCAUUUUCAGAACUCUAUACCUGAAAGUUUCUUUGGUGAGAGAGAAAGAGAGAGAUUGAUUACUCCUGCACAUUGGUAAGAUGUUGAUCACCGUUAUUGGACUUGUCGUCACAAUUUUCAUAUCCUUGGUUGCCCCAUUCUUCUGUCGUUCUUCUCUCUUAGGUACCAAGAAAGCUACUGCCUUCCAACCCCCCUCCCAUCCUUUCUUCGGUUGCUUGAUCUCCUUCUACGCCAACCGCCACCAUCUCCUUGAUUGGUACACCGAGCUCUUGUCUCGCUCUCCCACACAGACCAUUCUCAUCAGCCGUCUCGGCUCCAUCCCCACCGUGGUCACCGCCAAUCCGGCCAACGUUGAGCACAUUCUCAAGACCCGCUUCCACAACUACCCCAAGGGGAAACCCUUCACCGACAUCCUCGGCGACCUGCUUGGCCGGGGAAUCUUCAACGUGGAUGGCGAACUCUGGCACUGGCAGCGCAAGGUGGCGAGCCACGAGUUCACCACCCGCUCCCUCCGAGACUACGCCUUCAAGAUCGUGGAGGACGAGGCGGAGCAGCGCCUGCUGCCCCUCCUGCAGUCGGCCUGCGCCGCCGGGACGAGAAUCGACCUGCAGGAGGUACUGACCCGGUUCAAUUUUGACACGGCUUGCAAGCUCUCCUUCGAUGUAGACCCACAAUGCCUACUACCCUCGAUGCCGGCGUGCCAUCUCGCCCGCGCAUUCGACGUGGCGGCGAUGAUUUCCGCCAAGAGGGCCGCCGAGCCGCUUCCGAUCAUUUGGAAGGCGAAGCGCCUGCUGCGUAUCGGAUCGGAGAACCAACUCCGGCGAGCCAUCGACACGGUCCACGAGUUGGUAUCACAGCUCAUCCGGGACAAGAAAGCAACAAGUGGCGCAGAUGGCAAAGAUCUUCUGUCCCGGUUCAUAUCGAUGACAAGUGGCAGGCAAGGGGAUGAAGAAUUGGUGAGGGACAUGGUCAUCAGCUUUCUGAUGGCAGGGAGAGACACAACUUCUGCUGCCCUUACGUGGUUCUUUUGGCUCCUAUCGCGUCACCCACAAGUACAGAAGCAAAUCUUGGAGGAGGUCGGUCUCAGAGAGUCCCGGAAGCUGGAUUUUCACCGUUUGAAGGAAAUGAAAUUCCUAAGAGCUUGCCUCAAGGAAAGUAUGAGACUAUACCCUCCAGUUGCUUGGGACUCGAAGCACGCGGAAAAUGAUGAUGUUCUCCCCGACGGGACACCCGUCGCAAAGGGAAGCAGGGUGACCUACUUUCCCUAUGGAAUGGGAAGAAUGGAAAAUUUGUGGGGAAAAGCUUGCCUAGAAUUCAAGCCGGAGAGGUGGCUAUCCGAAGGAAACGCUCAAGAGGAGGAAAUGGUUUCCACCUACAAGUUUCCCAUUUUUCAAGCAGGGCCGAGGCAGUGUUUGGGAAAGGACUUGGCAUACAUGGAGAUGACUUACGUAGCGGCUCUUGUUCUGCGUCGGUAUGAGCUCAAACCCGUCGAGACGCACGAAGCCCGGUUCGUCCCGCUCUUGACGGCUCGGAUGGCUGGAGGGCUCCCGAUGUUGGUUGAGGAGAGGCAGUUCAAUUAGUUCCCUGUCAAAUUGUUGUUUUCUUUGUAUGGUCGAAAAGUUCAUAAAAUUGAAUGCAUAUAUU